AUGGCUCCACCUCAGUUAGCAGAGCUACGAAAGCAGCUCGAUGAACUACUUACUAUCGGGUUCAUCAGACCUGUAAAAGCCCCCUAUGGAGCCCCAGUGUUAUUUCAGAAGAAGAAGGAUGGUUUUGAAGAACCAAAGGAUACCACAGGUUUUACGGCGGCGCAAAACAAGGCGCUAAAGGAAUUGCGAUCAAAGGAUAAGGCAUCAUUAUACAUGUUGUUAUGGGCUGUUGAUGAGUUGGGCUUUGAGAAGAUUGCAAGGGCAACUACUUCAAAAGAAGGGUGGGACACUCUAGAAAAGGUGUUCAAAGGAACCGACCAAGUCAAACUAGUGCGUCUCCAAACUCUACGUGGCGAGUUGGAGAGCAUGAAGAUGAAGGAGUCAGAAAAUGUAUUUGACUACAUUACGCGCAUACAGACCGUGGCAAAUCAACUAAAUAGAAAUGGAGAAAUGUUACCCGAGACGCGAGUUGUGGAGAAAAUCUUGAGGUCGUUAACUGACAACUUUGAGAAUGUUAUAUGUGUGAUAGAAGAGUCAAAGAACCUAGCGAAGUUCACGGUCGAUGAGCUCGCCGGUUCUCUUCAGGCACAUGAACAACGUAAGAAGAAAAAGAAGGAGACACUCGAUCAAGCGCUUCAGACUAAGGCAUCAUUAAAGGAUGAAAAGGUACACUACUCUCAAAAUAUUCAGGGUAGAGGUCGAGGAAGUCGCGGAAAUGGUCGAGGUGAUCAAGGUAGCAGUUAUGAAGAAAAUUAUAAGGAAAAGAGACAGUCGAGAGAUUGUCGAGCCGAGGAAAAGGUGGAAGAAACCAUCAACCUAGCCUUAGAUGACGCAACAAACGGAGACAUUCUCUUGAUGACCCAAAAUGAAGAGUUGAAAACAAAAGAACACGACGGUGCGAAAGACGAUGGCGAUAGUCGUGAGGUGGUGAAAACUGUUGGAAAUGAGGAGAAGGAAGAGAAUGGGAAGGAAAUCUCUGAGCUUGUCAAGAAAAUUGAAGAAGACGUGGAGAAAGAGAAUGGCUUGCUAAUGGAGAUUGAUGCUUUAGUGGACGAGCUAGUGAAGGGGGAGAAAGAUAUAGAGAUGCUAACUCAACGGAGAGACUCACUCGACGUGAAACUAAAUUCGGUCCAACAGGAGGCAGUGAAUUUAUGA
Messenger RNA from Cucurbita pepo subsp. pepo (vegetable marrow), 1155 nucleotides. The record is from RefSeq and is a predicted model, not a curated record. Lineage: Eukaryota; Viridiplantae; Streptophyta; Magnoliopsida; Cucurbitales; Cucurbitaceae.